UUCCACAUCAAAGCAUUUUGAGGUUUCUUGGUUUAGUACUGUUCUUCUGCAAGCCCUCAGAUUUCAGAACACAAUAAAAGCUUUGGUGCAGAAAACUACACAACAAUCCUAGCGGCCAAUUCAAGAUCUUUUUUUCUCCAUAUUACUGGAUAGAAAAAAAAAAAAUGAAGAUUGCUGGGAUUUCAGUUGUGGCUGCAGCAAUCUUGAGCAGCUUGAAUUCUUCCCAAGCUGCUGGAGGUGAACUUACACAGCACAUAGCUUCUGAGCAUGAGUGGAUCACUACGCCGGGAUUGGUGCAACAACAAAUUCAGAGAGGUGAAUGGGGCGAGAAAAACCAUUUACCCAAUGGGCUGAAGGUCUCCAACGGCAGCUAUCCAGAUAAAAUUUCCAUCACCAACCAAGGGCAAACCCUCUUAGAAUACUUGUUGAUAGAUUUGACCGGAUCACGGUUCUUACUUCGUAAAAUUGAGCCAAACCACCAAGACAUAGUUCCAGAACGUGAUGCCGACGUCUGGGCUAGACACUUUGAUAGUUCGCUUUCUGAGGCAGAUUCGAGAUCAAUUGCUUCCUUUAAAUAAAUGUACUUCAUACUGUCCAUCUUAUGUUGUUUGAAAAACCUCCACAUACAUGUUAGAAAAUUGAUUAGGUGUGCCCAUCUCUCCCAAGCUUUAGUGGUUGCAAAAAGGCCUGCCAAAUACCGUUGAUCAAUUAGGAGCUUCCUUGCUCGGUGUUCUUCAAAGGGGG
Messenger RNA from Puccinia graminis f. sp. tritici CRL 75-36-700-3, 744 nucleotides. RefSeq lists its product as uncharacterized. NCBI's taxonomy places the organism in Eukaryota, Fungi, Basidiomycota, Pucciniomycetes, Pucciniales, Pucciniaceae. The record is from RefSeq and is a predicted model, not a curated record. Bases 165 to 578 code for a protein of 137 amino acids. The transcript has 3 exons.